CACCGUCAUCUGAUUACUGGAACAUUAAAUUAAAGUAACAGCGCGCGUCGUGAUUCCGUGGUCAUGAGUCAGUCAGUACGAGACGGUUAUCGUUGGAGGUGGGAGGAAUUUGAGCGAGUUACUGUACAAUAUCCGACCGUCUACGAUACUAUAUACGUCAACGAACAAAACGCAUAAGAUAGAGUCUAGAUAAUGUGAAGUGUUUAUUUUUUCAUGUGUUGUGAUUUUGCAUAAGUUUACAUAGUAUUAAUACUACGCAACGUGGUGCCUUCUCUGGUGUGUUACUUCGCUAUAUUAAGCUCUAAUUAAGUGAAGUGGGAAAGAGUGAGUGUAAGCGAGAGAGUGAGGGAGUGGGAACGAGAAAGGGAGGAGUGGGAGCGAGAAGGAUUGAGGAAGUGGGAGGGAGAGAGAUGGCUGCUCGAGUGUUACUGAAGGAAGGAUCCAUCGCCGUGUUCCUACUAGUCAUCCUAGGCAUAAUGGUGUUGGAACAUCAGUAUGGUCAGGUAAGAUCAUACCUCUCCUCCAACUCCAACACUCCUAACGUCGUCACCACCAGCAGCAACGACAGGGUGGGUGAGGCGAGGGCGGCCAUUCAGUCUUGUCGCAUUGAAUCUCUUCAGGACAUCAAACAGUUCUUUGGUUAUUUUGACCAGGACAAAUAUAAAUGUUUAAAUAAGAAAAGUUUCGGCGGGACGGAAAGUUAUGGACUGAAUAGGCUGAUCAAGUUCACGGAUGGCUACAAGUACGUGUGUCUCGACCCAGGCGUGGCUCCUCCCCCCUCACACUGUCUCGUUUACUCCUUCGGCAUCAAUUACGAGUGGUCCUUCGACGACGCCAUGGGUGUCUAUGGGUGUGAGGUGUUCUCGUUCGACCCCACCAUGGCCAUGAAGGACCACCAGCGCUCUCCCAAGGUCAACUUCCUUCAUCUGGGUCUCAGUAACAUCACAGGCAGACAGACCAUCGGUAGCAGGAAGUGUGAGGUAGAUCGUCUGGGAGGCAUCAAGGAUCGCCUGGGCCACGCUGGGAGGAGGAUCGACGUCCUCAAGAUGGACAUAGAGAAGAUGGAGGUGGAGGUGCUGGAGGAGGUACUGAGCCACCAGCCAGAGCUCCUCACCUCCGUUACACAAUUUGCUAUAGAGAUCCACCCAGGAGCCUACAAAGGCCAAAACCUCAGCGAUCCCACCAACAUCUUCCAACGGUUCUGGCGGAUCUUCCAACAGCUUAAAUGUCUAGGCUUCCUCCUCCUUCACUGGAACUACAAUCCAGCCGUCUCGAACCGCUACUGGUGGCAGGGUUCACGCCAGUCCACCUGCUAUGAGAUCGUAUGGCUCAGGCCCCCUGCUUAAUAUGCCCCCCCCCCUCAUUAGUAAAACAAUAGUAGGGGUGUGGUUCAGGCCCCCCCAUUAGUAAACAAUAAGCUAAAUGUAUUAGACAUCCACAUUAAGAGGUUUCAAUUUUUUUCACCCAGAGACAAUCAAAUCAUCUACGAAGAAAUUGUGUGAAAUCAUACAUAGCGUUUAUGAAGGUAACUGUUAACAUCAUAAACAAAGUUAUUCGCUAUUUGUUUUGUAUACAACAUGAACACUGGAAAAAUAUUAUAUUAUAUGAAUAAAAAUUCCUCUAAGAUUACACUGCCCUGCAUAGUUUUUGAGGUUUGUGUAUUAUUAAGCUUUUCUGGGUGUAUUUUGCAUGCUGAUC
Messenger RNA from Homarus americanus (American lobster), 1698 nucleotides. Its product is annotated as methyltransferase-like protein 24. The transcript is spliced from 8 exons. The record is from RefSeq and is a predicted model, not a curated record. Bases 411 to 1346 code for a protein of 311 amino acids. Lineage: Eukaryota; Metazoa; Arthropoda; Malacostraca; Decapoda; Nephropidae.